Striga asiatica is the source of this 516-nucleotide messenger RNA. Lineage: Eukaryota; Viridiplantae; Streptophyta; Magnoliopsida; Lamiales; Orobanchaceae. The record is from the annotation of a GenBank genome assembly.
AUGAGGGGAUAUAUUCUUGCCUUAAUUGGAGUGGGUAUGAGGCGUGUAAUCGAGGGGAUUUGGGGAAGAAAAUCUACUCAAAAGGCUGAUGGGAUGCAUAAAAUCUUACCAAAAAUGGCCUCCUUUGGGACACUUGGGACGGGUUUUUGGAAGCCUCUUAGGCCGGUCAAGCUUGGUGUUGGGCAAAGUUCAAAGGCUCUAAGGGCUGGACAAAAUGGGCUCAAGCUUGUGGCCUAUGUCUAUUCAAAACUUGUCACUGAUAAAUGGAGCAGGUUGGAUAUAGCUGAAAAGAAUUCUGAGCAAGAAGAAGCCAUAUGUAUGAGGAAGAGAAGGUGGAAACUUAGAAUCAAAGGCAAAAUAAGGCAUUUUAUUUGGAGAUGUGUUGGAACCUCAACCAUGUCCUGGAGCAACCUUGCUACAAAAGGAGUCAUCAUUGACCCCAUAUGCAAAAUCUAUGGAGAAGAACCAGAACUUCAAAUCCUGGUGGUCAAAAUUGUGCUCCAUCAAAAUCUCUAA